This is a messenger RNA of Radiomyces spectabilis, 1300 nucleotides long. Its product is annotated as HotDog domain-containing protein. NCBI's taxonomy places the organism in Eukaryota, Fungi, Mucoromycota, Mucoromycetes, Mucorales, Radiomycetaceae. The transcript is spliced from 5 exons. The coding region runs from base 38 to 982 and encodes 314 amino acids. Gene Ontology annotation, cellular component: peroxisome. The record is from RefSeq and is a predicted model, not a curated record.
AAGACUUUCCCCUGGUCCCAUUUUUUUUUUCUGCAUUAUGCCUGUUGAAGGAUUCAAAGUAGACGUUUCCAAAGCAGUUGGACACGAAUUUUCCCCGGAAAAGGUCAGCUGCAAUCGCCGCGAUUUCUUGCUUUAUGCUUUGGGCGUGGGCGUCAAGGAAGACGAGCUCAAGUAUCUUUAUGAACUCGAUGCCAACUUUGGUCCUCUGCCAACCUACCCCUUGGUGCUGACACUCAAGGGUGACAGUGGUGAUGUCAACUUAUUCAAAGAACGAGUACAAUCAGGUGGCGCUUUGCCGGGCAUGCCGCGUUACGAUCCCAACAAAAUCGUGCACGGCGAACAGUCACUUGAGGUCAUUAAUCCUUUCCCUCUCCAAGGUGGUGACUUCACGGCCAAAAAGACUUGCACUGGUGUCUAUGACAAAGGUUCAGGCAUGGUGAUUGAAACGACGAUUGACUUGUACGGCGUUCAAGAUAACGUGCAUUACACUCGCAUGGUUUCGAAAUCAUUUGUCCGUGGUUACGGCGGUUGGAACGGACCCAAAGGACCGAAAGCGGUGACCUAUGCACCUCCUAAGCGUAACCCUGAUGCCGUCGAAACGUUUGCCACUGCGGUGAACCAGGCACUUUUAUACCGGUUAUCGGGAGAUUUCAACCCCUUGCAUGCGGAUGUGGAGCUGGCUCCCAAGGUUGGAUUCCCCAAGCCGAUUCUGCACGGUCUCUGCACUUAUGGUGCAUGCGGCCACGCUAUUCUUAAGGCGCUGGCCAACAAUGACCCCAAUCGAUUCAAGUCCAUCGAAGCCCGCUUCGCCUCUCCCGUGUUCCCCGGCGAAACCGUGGAAAUCUACAUGUGGAAGGUCGACAGUCAAGAUCCAAAAACCGACGGCGUCAUCUUUGCUGCCAAAGUCAAAGAACGCGAUGUCGUUGUUAUCAACAACGGUUACUGUCAACUCUACAAGGAGCCUCGUGCCUCCAAAUUGUGAUUUUUGACUAAUCUAAUAAACUUGAUUUUACAAAAACGUGAAAAUUAAGUGGUGGUCAUUCAUAAGCAACGUUGUGGUCGGCCGUUGGGGCCUACAAGCAUAUGGUAUUUUGCAUCCUGACAGCCUCAUGGUGUAGGCUCGCUGGAUGGCUUACGUGUGUAGUCAUUGAUAAAGCGUAUAGCGCAAGUAUGUGGUGACCCAGCGCUUAUUUUAUGCCCGCCAUUCAUACGAAUUGGAUGCUUGCAUCGUCAUGCGAUUAUCAAAAAUAAACUGCAGCCCACUUGGAAGCUGAUGUAGUAAACUCGUUGUGCCUUUUUU